Messenger RNA from Colletotrichum chrysophilum, 456 nucleotides. RefSeq lists its product as uncharacterized. The record is from RefSeq and is a predicted model, not a curated record. NCBI's taxonomy places the organism in Eukaryota, Fungi, Ascomycota, Sordariomycetes, Glomerellales, Glomerellaceae. Bases 1 to 456 code for a protein of 151 amino acids. The transcript is spliced from 2 exons.
AUGGCUCAAAAUCAAUAUGCGGAAUUCGACCCCAACUCAGCGCCUCAAGUCGUGGUACACGAUGCUCCCGAGGUCAUGCAGAUGGGCAACCUCGGAACUGGCAACGACGGCGUCGUUGAACCGGCCUGGGACAAUUCAGUAGCCCAACCGCCCCAGGACAAUCCAGGAGCCCUAAAGGCCUUCUGCCAAAGCCUAGCCCGUCACAAGAAGAUCGUAAUCUCCAUCGUCGCCUUGCUACUGUUGGCCACUGUCCUUCCUGUCGUCAUUAUGAAGGCCAUUCUGAGGGCACAAUGGCCUCCGCCGAAUUCUCCGGGCAGCGGAAGCACGCCGACGACUUUCACAUCCGAAAUUUCGUCCUCCAUCCCCCUCCCAACACCCUCCUCUACUCUCGUCCCAGACGUCCAAGUCUCGUCUUCAGCAACAACGGAGAUUUGCCUGCAGGCCAAGGAGGACUAG